CGCCCGGGCGCAGCUGGCGCGGUCGGUCUAGUGCAGCGCUCGGCUCCGCGCCUCGGGCGCUCGGCUUCACCUUCAGAGGCGCGGGGCGUGCGCGUCCUCCUCCUUGGGCCCGCCGCCUCCCCGCCAAGGUGCUCGCUGCGCCUGCCAUGCUCUCCAGGUAGGAUCUGCACGUCUUUGUGGCGGGAACAUCUCUGCAGCUGCGACGCAAAAGACUUAUCUGAAGAUGGCGAGAUAAGACCUUGUCCGGCAGGCCCCUGUGACAGAGAGCUGAGCCCGCCUCCUCGGGGCGAGCCCUCGUCCUGGAGAUGGAUCGCAACCGAGAGGCUGAGAUGGAGCUGAGAAGGGGCCCCAGCCCCGCCAGGGCCAGCAGGAGCCCCGAGGUGGAUGGGGACAGGGCCACAAGCCACAGCUGCUGCAUCUGCGGCAAAAGCUUCCCCUUCCAGAGCUCGCUGUCGCAGCACAUGCGCAAGCACACGGGGGAGAAGCCCUACAAGUGUCCCUACUGCGACCACAGGGCGUCCCAGAAGGGCAACCUGAAGAUCCACAUCCGCAGCCACCGCACGGGGACUUUGAUCCAGGGCCACGAGCCCGAGGCGGGCGAGAUGCGCGUGUCAGAGGGCCUGGACGGCUGCGCCAGUCCCACGAAAAGCACGUCGGCCUGCAACAAGAUCCUGAACGGGGCCACCCAGAUGGACAACAGCAAGAUCCUGCUGAGGAGCAGCAAGAAGGAGACGGAGGGCACCGCGGGUGCCCCCGAGGAGGGCAAGGCCGGAGCCGCUCAGUGCUCCUUCUGCAAGAGCAAGUUCGAGCGGAAGAAGGAUCUGGAGCAGCACGUGCACCAGGCGCACAAGCCCUUCAAGUGCAGGCUGUGCAGCUACAUGACCCUGAGGGAGGAGUCCCUGCUCAGCCACAUCGAGAGGGACCACAUCACCGCGCAGGGGCCCGGCGGCGAGGCCUACGUGGAGAGCGGCAAGCCCGAGCUGCCCCCCGGGGAGUUCCCCUGCGAGGUGUGCGGCCAGGCCUUCAGCCAGACCUGGUUCCUGAAGGCGCACAUGAAGAAGCACAGGGGCUCCUUCGAUCACGGCUGCCACAUUUGCGGUCGAAGAUUCAAGGAGCCGUGGUUCCUGAAGAACCACAUGAAGGCGCACGGCCCGAAGACGGGGAGCAAGAACAAGCCCAAGAGCGAGCUGGACCCCAUCGCCACCAUCAACGACGUGGUGCAGGAGGAGGUGAUCGUGGCUGGCCUGUCCCUCUACGAAGUCUGCACCAAGUGCGGGAACCUGUUUACAAACCUGGACAGCUUGAACGCCCACAACGCCAUCCACCGCCGCGUGGAGGCCGGCCGGACGCGGGCCCCGGCCGGGGAGGGCGCGGCGCAGGGCGGCCCCGCCGACCCCCAGCGGCUCUUCCUCCAGUGCCUCAACCUGCGGCCCGCCGAGCCUGGCGCGCCCGCCCGCGGGCAGGCCGGGCGGCGCGUGGCCGAGCUGGACCCGGUCAACAGCUACCAGGCCUGGCAGCUGGCCACCAGGGGCAGGGUGGCCGAGCCGGCCGAGUACCUCAAGUACGGGGCGUGGGACGAGGCGCUGGCCGGCGACGUGGCCUUCGACAAGGAGCGGCGCGAGUACAUCCUGGUGAGCCAGGAGAAGCGCAAGCGCGAGCCCGAGCCGGGCGCGCAGGGCCCCCCGCGCAAGAGGGCGGGCGCGCCCGGGGACUCCGCGCCCGGGCCCCUGGACCCCCGGCCGGCCGUGCGCCCCAGCCGCCGCGCCGCCGCCCCCGCCGGCCACGGCAAGUCGUCCGAGUGCUUCGAGUGCGGCAAGAUCUUCCGCACCUACCACCAGAUGGUGCUGCACUCGCGCGUGCACCGGCGCGCGCGCCGCGACCGCGACCGCGACGUCCCCGGGGAGCGCGCGCCCCGCGCCCGCUGCGGCUCGCUCAGCGAGGGCGACUCGGCCUCGCAGCCCAGCAGCCCCGGCUCGGCCUGCGCCGCCGCCGACUCCCCGGGCUCCGGCCUGGCCGACGAGAGCGCAGACGAGGGCGCGGCCGACGCGGCACCAGGGGGAAGGCGACACCGCUGCUGCUUUGCUGAGGAUGUGGCCUCGACCGUGCUCUCCAACGGAGACCAGAGUCGUGCACGCGGAGAUCACACGUCAGACAGAGACGCAGGUGCACCCAGAGCAGGGGUCGCAGCCUCUGUGUCCGCACUUGAAAACAACGGCAGAGACGCUUCCAGGAGACCAGAGCGGCCCAGGUUCUCUAUGGACUUAAAGAUGCCAGCAUUUCAUCCCAAGCAAGAAGUCCCCAGCUCGAGGGACGCUGCAAACUUCCCGUCAAAUUCGGAUCAGACUUUUCCAGAAGGAGCAGAUCUGCAGCUCUUGUCAGAGAGCCAGGCCAGCCACCUGAAAGAGAAGCUGUCUGAUUUGCACAAUAAGGAGCAUUCUGGGGGAGGAAAAAGGGCUCCAGCCCCGGACCUGAUCCCGCUAGACCUCAGCGAACGGUCGACCCGGGAUGACCCCAGCCAUAAGGAAUUGGCCUCCUCGCUGCAAGCUGCUCUGGCCGUUCACCCAUGUCCUUACUGCAGCCACAAGACCUACUACCCCGAGGUCUUGUGGAUGCACAAACGCAUCUGGCACAGGGUCAGCUGCAACUCCAUGGCCCCCCAGUGGAUUCAGCCCAAUGGUUACAAAAGCAUCAGAAACAACUUGGUUUUCCUUGCCCGGAGCGGACGCACGGGCCCCCCGCCUGCCCUCGGGGGCAAAGAGUGCCAGCCUCUGCCCAUUGCUCGGUUCACGCGCACUCAGGUGCCAGGCGGGGCGCCAGGGCUCAAGGGCAGCUCCUCACCCCUGGGCGUGACCACGAAAGCCGCUAGCAUGCCUAAGAGCAAGGAGAGCCAUCCCGGGGGCCCCUGUGCGCUGUGGACGGCCGGCCCCGACGGGCAUAGGCAGACCAGACCUGGCCACAGCCCCGAGCAGCAUGGUGCUCCGGCACAGCUGCCCCCGCAGAGGCCCAAGCAGGAGGCCAGCCCCAGACCGGGGCCCGCAGCAGGUGGGGGCGGCUUCAGCAGAAGUGCCACCCCCACGCCCACUGUCAUUGCCCGGGUGGGCUCCCAGCCCCUGGCCAACAGCAGGCCAGGGGACAAGUAUGUCAUCCCCCCGACGGGGGCUGGCCUUGGCCCCCCAAAUAAGCACAGUGCCCCGGACCCCCUGAAAGCCAAAUUCAGCCCUCAGCCUCAGGGUCAGCCGCACGUGAAAGGUGAUGGGGGCCCCCCUCUACCUCCCCGAGAGCCCCCCUCCAAGGCCGGCCAGGAGCUGCGUCCGCUGGCUAGCUGUGGAGUGGGCUCCAGAGGGAACGCAGCCCUGCAGGCCCAGCCCGUCGUGCGCCCCAUCAAGCAGGAGCCUGCGUCCGAGGGCCAUGAGAAGCGCCUGGACAUCCUUAGUAUCUUUAAGACAUACAUUCCAAAGGACUUGGCUUCUCUCUACCAGAGCUGGGGAGCUAGCGGGCCUGCACUGGAGCACAGAGGGACGCUCCGGAUGCAGGCCCGCCCAGGAGACUUCGUCUGCGUAGAGUGUGGGAAGUGCUUCCACCAGCCCAGCAACCUCAGGACCCACAUGCGGGCUCACGCAGUGGCGUUUGAGUCUAAUGGCCUCCGAGGUGCUGAAGCCCACGCCACCUCUGCAGAUGCCCCCAAACAAGGGAGAGACCAUUCUAACACAGAUGCCGUCCAGACAGUGCCUCUCAGAAAGGGAACCUAAAGACACAUUUCCAGCGUACCCCGGUGCCCUGUGACAGCCAUCAGCAGUCCCCUCACGGAUGUCCCAACAGCCUCCCGACAGUGACCCUGGCUACCCCAUGGAAGAACAGCUGGACAUCUCCAGUCCUGGAGCUGCUGUGCUGGAGUGGAAACUGACGGGAGAUGCCUCUCCGUGUUAAACGUUUAACCAUAAAUGAAGAUGAGAUACUCUAGAAUUACAUGUAGAUACUCUAUAUGCACAUAUGUGCUCAUCGACCACAGUCCCAUAUUUUUCUUAAACAAUGAUAUUGUCAGGCAUAGUAGGAGCACAAGGCAUCUAUAUUGUUCAAGACAAGUUUGAGACACUGGAAAAAAGAUUCUUGUGUGUAUUGGACAGAGUGAAGAAGCUAAGCACUGUAAUAGAAGCCACCGACGCUCAGAAGGACUGUCGGGGUAAUGUCAGAACAAACAGAGGUGGAGUUGAGGUUGACAAAGUAUUAAUACCAUGGCCUCUCCUUGUCUUAGUGAGUAUUUAAAAUAGUAAAUGAGAGAGAGGCAGGAGGUGGCGUUCAGGUGCUGUGGAAACCAGGCUUGAUGGAGCAGGGCCCAGUGACAAGAUCCUCACUGUUCACAGGUUUGAUCGCACCCCUCUGGGGGCCGUUUGCCUUUCCCAUGUGCUCGUUCGUACUUUCCACCAUUGGUACUGAGUGAAUCCGGCAGAGGAAACGCGUCUAUGGGAAUGCUCACUUUCUGCUUCAGAAAAGAGAGCUAGCUGAACACUAAGAAAAGCAGGCUUCUUUGUUUAUUCUCAGGACCUUUUUGUAACAGGGCUACAUUCUGCAAACUGCUCACAAAGGAAGACUGCCCGUCUUAACAAAUUCUCUAGCCACUGACCC
Molecule: messenger RNA, 4623 nt
Organism: Diceros bicornis minor
Lineage: Eukaryota; Metazoa; Chordata; Mammalia; Perissodactyla; Rhinocerotidae
Gene: ZNF516
Product: zinc finger protein 516
Exons: 6
Coding region: 306-3749 (1147 amino acids)
Biological process (GO): regulation of DNA-templated transcription
Cellular component (GO): nucleus
Molecular function (GO): RNA polymerase II cis-regulatory region sequence-specific DNA binding; DNA-binding transcription factor activity, RNA polymerase II-specific
Source: RefSeq, a predicted model, not a curated record